AUGGCGUGCUCGACGGGCUCGUCAGGUACGUCGUCUACAUGUGUUCAAUGGAUGUGGAAUUCGAAUAAAAACCCAUUUGCAAAGUCAUUGAUCGUGGAAUGGAUUGUAUAUUCUGAUGUGGAAAAUAUAAUUAUUGAAGAAGCAUUUGCAUCAAAUAAAACGCACGCGAUGCUUGACGAUUAUCAUAUUGAUUUUCAUUGCAAUCUUCAAAUUUCGAAUACUGAUGGAAAGAAGCAACGCCCUGUUAAACGAGUAAUACGCGACAAAGACGAUUAUUCUGUUCGGGAAGAUCGAUUCGCCUUCGUUCCUAUUGAUCCUAAACGUCCAUUUACUGGAACAUAUGGUUGGAUUUCACCAUUCAUAAAGGAAACAGUGAAAUUUUUAAAUAUUACACCACAACAAUUACCAUCAAAAGACAACAGGAUUAUCUCCGUGUUGGUGGAGAUGGCUGCUCAAGGCAUUGUUGAAGAAGGUAAAUUACUUGGAAAACAAAUUGAAGGUGAGAAAAUAGCAGAAUUAUUGUUAAAGAAAAAAGAAGCAGAUAUGCAUACAGUGUGGGAGCGUUGUGCUUAUAUUUACUCUUUGACCAGUUUUUUAUACAUGAAGUUGAAUGAAACGAUGCGAUUAAUAGGAAGUGCCGGUCACGAACACAUUUGGCGUAGUAAAAUCGGUACAUUGGGUCCAUUUAGUUUACUCUUAUGGGAUAGCCCAUCGAAUUACAAUUCAGUUAAACCUAAGACGAUACUAUAUCGUGGAGCUCAAUUAACAGAAGAGACAAUAUCGUUUUUCAAGGAUGAUUGCUUACAGAGUCGUAGACCAAAUCGUUCCUUUCCAGCAUUUACUUCAUGCAGUAGAAAUCGAGAAGUUGCAGAGACGUAUGGCAACACUUUGUUUAUCAUGGAGGUUCAGCAUGCUUUUACUGUGGAUCUGCAACCAUUCUCACAAUUUCCAGAUGAAGAAGAGGAAUUAUUAUCUCCUGGUGUCUGUUUCACAGUCGAUUUUGUUGAGUCAGAUGAGCGAAAAACUCGACAUUGGAUAUUUCUGAAGCUGCAGCAGAUGCAUACCCUGAAUAUUCUUUCAGGAAAAGACGCGCAAGAAAUAUCCAUAUCUUUGCCGCAGUCCAAUGAACCCAAAGGUAAAAUCGACAUCAGCCGUCGGCUUCCUAAUGGCGACUACGAGUGUAGAAUUGAAGGUAAUGAUGAUGAUGGUGAAUUGUCAGCUGUUCUUUUGGAUCUUAUGUCUAAGGGUCUUACUUACCCUGGCUCGGACGCUGCCUCUGCAUCUCGCUUCCGAACUGGUACGAAAAAUGACUGGACAUUUUGA
Messenger RNA from Adineta ricciae, 1323 nucleotides. The record is from the annotation of a GenBank genome assembly. Lineage: Eukaryota; Metazoa; Rotifera; Eurotatoria; Adinetida; Adinetidae.